Messenger RNA from Nerophis lumbriciformis (worm pipefish), 1311 nucleotides. RefSeq lists its product as uncharacterized. Gene Ontology annotation, cellular component: cytoplasm. NCBI's taxonomy places the organism in Eukaryota, Metazoa, Chordata, Actinopteri, Syngnathiformes, Syngnathidae. Gene Ontology annotation, biological process: peptidyl-tyrosine dephosphorylation; negative regulation of MAPK cascade. The record is from RefSeq and is a predicted model, not a curated record. Gene Ontology annotation, molecular function: protein tyrosine/threonine phosphatase activity; MAP kinase tyrosine phosphatase activity; MAP kinase tyrosine/serine/threonine phosphatase activity.
AGUAAGAGGAUGAGCUCAUCGUUUAGAAUCAGUCUCUGAGAGGGAAGAGGGAGACAACACGACGUGGACUCUAAGAUCCUGCAGACCUGCUGCACGCUGCUUUGUGGGCUUCUGGAGAGGAUUUGACACGCAAAAACACAACAUGGUUUGGUCCAGGGAUGGAGAGAUGGAGUGUCCUCCUCUGUCCAUCAUCCUACCAAGACUCUACCUAGGAGCGGAGAGCGAUGUGACGCAGGACCGACUGGCCUCUCUGGGCAUCUCCUAUGUUCUGAGUGUGAGUCGCUGCAGCCCCCGGCCUCCCUUCCUUCCCUGCUCCAGACACCUGCGCAUUCCCAUCGAUGACUCCCUGCGGGACGACCUGCUGCCCUGGAUCCCCCAGGCUCUGCGCUUCAUCGAUAAGGCCAUGUCGUCCGGCGCCUCCGUGCUGGUUCACUGCGCGGCCGGGAUCUCUCGCUCUCCGGCUCUGGCUGUCGCCUACAUCAUGUACAGCUUGGGAAUGGACCUGGACCAGGCCUACAGGUUCGUGAAGGAGCGCCGACCCGCCAUUUCCCCAAACUUCAACUUCCUGGGUCAGCUGCAACACUUCCAGGGCACCUUGCGUCAAAAAGCCGGCGGCGGCGGCGGCGACUUCCUGGAUAAUGACCUUCCAUCCAUCAACCGCAACAACAACCAGGCCGACGCCGUAGAGAAUUCCUGCCAGCAGAGACGUUCAAAUGCCGACGCCAACGGCAACCACGAGACUCUAUGGACUUUAAACCAGCAGGAAGUCCAGACUCCCUUCAGGACGUCUGGUCCGAGCCCGCGUGCGUCACUCCAACCGGCGCCAAAACCCACGCAACCACAACUCCCAGCAGCUUCUCUGUCAGAAAGACGGAAAAGCCUCAGCCUCUCCUUGGCCCCCUUAGGAGUCUGCGCCCCGGCGACGACACGCCAUAGCGACCAGAGUGCGCCUAGAAGUGUGCACGAGAGAGAGUCGGGGGCCAAGACGCGGAGCGAGGAGACGUGCAAGGGUCCUCAGAGCAAACACAAGACAUCAGAGGCCAAGGAUCAAGGCCUGCUGUCGCCGCUCGGCUGCACCCUCAGCAGGCUGCUGGACUGGGGGGAGAGGAUGCUGCUGGGGGGGGUCUUUGCCCACCCGGUUAAGAUGGGACAGCCCGCUUUGCCGUACAGAUGCUGAGUGGACUCCCUUCGGGUGUUUGUGCGUGCACACCUGUUUAUUUAUUGCCAUUUUCACCCUCUUUAUUAUGUUGUUGUCAUUUGAAGUGAAUUGUACAAGAUUUACUGACCAUUAAAUGUUCCAUUCCAACCUCA